Naegleria fowleri is the source of this 561-nucleotide messenger RNA. RefSeq lists its product as uncharacterized. The transcript has a single exon. NCBI's taxonomy places the organism in Eukaryota, Heterolobosea, Eutetramitea, Acrasida, Naegleriidae. The coding region runs from base 1 to 561 and encodes 186 amino acids. The record is from RefSeq and is a predicted model, not a curated record.
AUGGCCUUGAUUGAUUCUCACGUCGUACAUGUUAAGGACAUCUCGGUCAUGGAAAAUGUUGGUGAAGGAAGUGAGGUCCCAGUCUCAGACCUUAAUACUUUUGAAGGGUUUGAGAAAGGAAUUGAGGAUGCAGCUUCGAGUACAUUCUACUACUAUGUGUCCAGCCGAGAGAGGUUCAAGAAGAAACUUGAGAAAACUAAAAGAAUACCUCUUGUAUUUUGGUGUGCCUUGUUAUUAGGCUUAAUCUUUAAUAUAAUCUUCAUGGGAGAAUUGAUCUUGAAUAGGGGAGACUCUCCGACCUCUCCAACUUCUAACAAAGAAGCAAAGAUGUAUCUUCCUGGUUUUCAGCGAGUGGUUGUCAACGAUAGGCUCAUUAUUUACGAGAGAAUUGGUCAACGAGUUGAAUUCAAUCAAAGGCUGAAUUGGUACCCUCAAUAUAGAUUGCAGCACCCAGAGCUCUUCUUGCCAAGAAACUCUUUCCAAGACGAACAACAACAACAACAACAACAUUUUGAAAGCAACAGCAACCAACCAAAGUUACUCUUCGCCAUUCAUUCGUAG